UUUCGUGGCGUUGCACUGCGUUGUGUAGCGUAGCGAGCGGCGCUUUGCGUUUGCAAAUUUUUUUUUUGGCGCAUGUGCCGCGGUGUUGGCCGUUCCGAGCCUAUGCGUAUGCGUUCGGGGUAUGUAUGUGUCGCGCGUGUGUGCCGUGUGUGUUAGGCAGGCGUACGUAUGCGCACGACGAGGGCGACGACAGCGACAGCGACAACAACGGUGUGUGUGUGUGUGUGUGGUGUCGUUGUCGGGAGGAAAGGUACGGCUGGCGGGCUGCUAGAAUGCCAGGAGCGUGUGGAGGCUCUCUGUUCCGCUGGAGGACGUGAGGCGCGACGCUUCGUUUGACGGUCGUGCAGCCGCCACACAUACACACACACACACACACACACACACACACACAAAGACACACACGGGCGGACAGACACACGCACACACGGAACCCUCGUUUUCACCGACGCAGAGAGAGUGACAUACACACACACGGGAGGAAGGUUUCUAUUUUUUUCUCGCUCCUGGACUCUCCGACGCAGCACGACACUGCACAGCACGGAAGAGGGAACCUCAGCUACGCUCAGCGCAACACAGGCCCUGGGAAACGAUAGAAGAGCUGGCCUGCUAUCCCUCGUUCAUUCUCUACCUCCCUCUCUCCCUCUGUCUCUCUCCUCCUUCUCCUCCUCCUCCUCCUCCUCCUCCCCUCCUCCCUCCCUCUCUCACGCUCCCACUCCCUCACGCGACGCACAGGGACUCGUUUUUUUUUUCCCCUGAAUUUUCAACUCCCCCCUUUCCUUUUUUUCCUGCUUCUUCUUCUUCUUCUUUGGCAGGGGAGAGAAGGGUUCGUCAUCCUUCCCCCCCCCAUCCUACCCUCCUCCUCCUCCUCCUCCUCUCCAUCCAUACAUCCAUUCUUUUUUUUUCUCUCCUUCUUCUCCUCCUGGUGGUUGGUGUUGGUGGCCUCCUCUUCUCCUCCACCUCCUCCUCCUCCUCCCCCUCUUCCACCUCUCCUCCUCUCUCGUUUUUUCCCCGUGCCCCUGGUCUAUUCUUCGUGAGGGGCUGCAUUGGAAGAGAAGACCUCCAUGUAUGACAAUCUGUAUCUGCAUGGAUUUGAAGACUCGGAGGCGGGCUCAGCGGAUUCCUACACUAGCAGACCGUCGGACUCUGAUGUGUCUCUGGAGGAGGAGAAGCCCGACUCGGGCGGCGGCAGCCAGGGGCGGCAGGAGCGCGAGCAGCAGGCCGCCAUACAGCUGGAGAGGGCAAAGACCAAAGCUGUGGCCUUUGCCGUGAAGACCAAUGUCGCCUACUGUGGUGCCCUGGAUGAGGAUGUUCCUGUGCCUGGCACUGCCAUCUCUUUUGAUGCCAAGGACUUCCUGCACAUAAAAGAGAAGUACAACAAUGACUGGUGGAUCGGGCGGCUAGUGAAGGAGGGCUGUGAGAUCGGCUUCAUCCCCAGCCCUCUGAAGCUGGAGAACAUCCGCGCCCAGCUGGAACAGAAAAAGAGCCGCAUGCAAGGUAAGUCCAGUGGAAGCUCCUCCUCCAGUCUGGGAGAUGUGAUGUCAUCAGGAAAACAGAAGCAGAAAGUGACUGAGCAUGUGGCUCCCUAUGACGUGGUCCCCUCAAUGCGGCCUGUGGUCCUGGUCGGACCCUCCUUAAAAGGCUAUGAGGUGACAGACAUGAUGCAGAAGGCCCUCUUUGACUUCCUCAAACACCGCUUUGAUGGCAGGAUAUCUAUCACCCGAGUCACAGCAGACAUAUCAUUGGCCAAGAGAUCUGUUCUGAACAACCCCAGCAAAAGAGCCAUAAUAGAACGCUCCAACACCAGAUCCAGCCUGGCCGAGGUGCAGGGUGAGAUUGAGCGCAUCUUUGAGUUGGCACGUUCACUGCAGCUGGUGAUUCUGGACGCUGACACCAUCAACCACCCAGCCCAGCUGCUCAAGACCUCCCUAGCUCCCAUCAUAGUACACGUCAAAGUCUCCUCGCCAAAGGUCCUGCAGAGGCUUAUAAAGUCGAGGGGGAAAUCUCAGAGCAAGCACCUGAAUGUGCAGCUGGUGGCAGCCGACAAACUGGCCCAGUGUCCUCCUGAGAUGUUUGACAUCAUCCUGGAUGAGAACCAGCUGGAGGAUGCGUGUGAACACCUGGCCGAAUACCUGGAGGCCUACUGGAAGGCCACACACACCUCCAGCAGCACCCCCCUGAACCCCCUGCUGGGGCGCAACCUGGGACCCACCGCCCUCGCACCCUACCCCUCAACCAUCUCUGGUCUACAACAGCAGGGUCAGCAGCAGCGGUUGCGGCACACCAACCACAGCUCCUCCGUCGACCACUCCACCGCCAACGAGCGCCGCAACCUCAUGACCUCCGACGAGAACUACCACAACGAGCGCGCUCACAAGGGCCGUGGCACCCGCCAACAGCACGGCGGAGGUGGAGGAGGAGGUGGAGGAGGAGGAGGAGGAGGAGGUGGAGGAGGUGGGGGUCGCGACCCCUACGGAAUGGCCGAGCAGGGCUACCAGGACCCCUACCAGGACACGUACAAGCCGCACCGCAACCGCGGCUCGCCCGGAGGCUACAGCCAGGACUCCCGGCACCGCCUCUGAGC
Engraulis encrasicolus (European anchovy) is the source of this 2581-nucleotide messenger RNA. RefSeq names its product calcium channel, voltage-dependent, beta 4b subunit (gene cacnb4b). Gene Ontology annotation, molecular function: protein binding; voltage-gated calcium channel activity. Gene Ontology annotation, biological process: calcium ion transmembrane transport. The coding region runs from base 1062 to 2579 and encodes 505 amino acids. The transcript is spliced from 13 exons. The record is from RefSeq and is a predicted model, not a curated record. Gene Ontology annotation, cellular component: voltage-gated calcium channel complex. Lineage: Eukaryota; Metazoa; Chordata; Actinopteri; Clupeiformes; Engraulidae.